Amoebophrya sp. A120 is the source of this 1489-nucleotide messenger RNA. The record is from the annotation of a GenBank genome assembly. Lineage: Eukaryota; Dinophyceae; Syndiniales; Amoebophryaceae.
CUAGAAAGUCCAACCAGAGCGCCAGCUACGGGUUUUGUACGGAAGAUCAUAUCUUUUGAGAUCGUUUGAGCUACAAAGAAAAUGCUAGACGACGAGUACCUGAUCGGAGACAAGGAGGAUGCGGCGCCUGCGCCGAAGGCCAAGGCGAAGGCCAAAGUGCGUGCGAAGAGGCAGCCGAAGCGAGCACAGGCGACCCCCACGUCCACUCCCGCGGUCGGCACCCAGCAGAGUUCACAGCAACCGGACUCGGCGCAGCUUCCCACGGGCGACUCACAGGUGAUGUCGCAAUCGCGUCGCGGAACCACGAAGGAGCAGCUUACCGUCGUCCUAGAAAUCUGCACACUGGUUCCAGAAGCGUUUACGCGGGAAAUCAAAGAUGCCAAGUUCCGGUCGAGCGUGCAGUCGCUCGGUGAGUUUUCGAUACAGGAACAGGCGAGCCCCUUCCCCUUUGCGUUCCUCCGCACCUCGUGGGACUACGCCUCAGCCAUGGAUGCGGUGUUUGGCGACGCAAGUAGUGUGAAAAAUAAAUCAAGCAGUAAAACUACACCCGGCGGAAAACAACCAGCAGAACAACGUCAGGAAAUAAUACAACAAGACAGCUACGAUCCGCGGCUUCCCUGCGUGAUGGGUUUUUUUGAUCGCACGGUGCGCAAUGCCACGGACGCCCAGCUCCGUGAGCUGAUGGAGAAUUUGAAGAAAAUGCAGAUUCAGCGCCGAGCCGCGCGGGCUGUGCUGGUCGUGAAAAGCGACGAUCGGAGCACGGACUACGUUGCCGAAGGGCUUGUGCUGCACGAUCUGGACAUGAUCGAGGUGUCUUCGCUCAGCGAAGCCGGUUCGUACGUCCUGGUUGCAGUGGAGGCGGUGCUCAAGAGCAAGAACAAAAAGACCGCGACGGGCGAAUUCCACCAUCGCGCGGAGGGUUGCAAGUCCGUGCCCACGAACGUGGAGGGCAUCGGCGCAAUGUACGGGAACUGGUGCUCCAUGCUGAUGGAGAUUCCCGGUCUCGGCGAGGAAAUGGCGAAGGUGGUGGCUGAGAACUUCAAAACGCCACCUCUUUUGGUCAGCGCAAUUCUGCAGGACGAAGCCAGAGCCUACGGCAAUGUCCUUAAGCAGCUGGAAAAUCUUUUGGUUCCCCAACGCGGAAAGAACGAAACGCGGCGGCUCGGACCCGCUCUGGCCAAUCGCAUCGUCCAGUUCUUCGCGAGUGACGACCCGGAGGAGAUCAUAGCGGGAUAGGGCUACCUCAGUGCGGCUGCAUCGUGCCACGUGUUUCAUCCGAAGUACUCUCGUAAAUAUGCGCAGCAUCUUCGUAUCUAUACGCAUCUAUCGCCAUUCCCCGUCUUUGCAACGGUCUCCGUGCUGCACUUGCAUUUUCACUGACACAGUGCGUGGCUGUGACCUCGAAUAGGGCCACGCUCACUUAGUAUUUUUUCGCUGAAGAGAACGUACGGAAACGAAAAGCUUUCCGGGGCUUUGAGGUCGAAACGAA